UUUGCUUUAAAGCCCCGGGUGGGUCGGCUCAGGGCUGUGCAGCGUGGGGCACUCUCGGAGCCGCGGGGCGCAGGGAGCUGCGGCCGGAGCAGGGUCCCUAGAAGCGCCAGAGGGGCCGGCAGGAUUGGGGCGCCUCCACUAGGGCAGGGCUGCCAGGGGUGCGGAGUGGCCUCGUCGCUUCAGAGAUGGCGCGGCACCUGCGGUGACAGUCUCUCGCCCCGCGUCCUUGGGCGAGCAUGGAGCGCCCCGAGCCCGAGCUGAUCCGGCAGAGCUGGCAAGCGGUGAGCCGCAGCCCACUGGAGCACGGCACCGUCCUGUUCACCAGGCUGUUUGACCUGGAGCCCGACCUGCUGCCCCUCUUCCAGUACAACUGCGGCCAGUACUCCAGCCCCGAGGACUGCCUCUCCUCCCCCGAGUUCCUGGACCACAUCAGGAAGGUGAUGCUCGUGAUCGAUGCUGCGGUGACCAAUGUGGAGGACCUGUCCUCGCUGGAGGAGUACCUGGCCGGCCUGGGCCGGAAGCACCGUGCAGUGGGUGUGAAGCUCAGCUCCUUCUCGACGGUGGGCGAGGCCCUGCUCUACAUGUUGGAGAAGUGCCUGGGCCCUGCCUUCACACCAGCCGUGCGAGCAGCCUGGCGCCAGCUCUACGGGGCCGUGGUACAGGCCAUGAGUCGAGGCUGGGAUGGCGAGUAAGAGGCAUUUUCUGCCCAGCAGCCUCCACCUGGUGGCCUUCAUCUGACUGUGUCUGUCUGUUGGUCUGUGUCUGGUGUAGCCUUGUCCCCUUGACCAUACUGAAGGGGUGAUGGAGCAGGGCUGGGUCCCCGUCCCACCCCCACUUAAGUACAGAGGGGUGUGCCUUUCCUCUAGGAAAGGGCUUCUGGAUUUCCCUGCACCCCAGUGGCUUCUUCCCUGCCUCCUUCUCUCCCUCUGGUGUCCCCUCUUCUGCCAUGAGGAGGAGCAGCAUUUUGGGGGCAUUGGCGUCCUGGGUCCAGGGAGGUAUUGGGCUUUGAGAGAAGGGGCUCUUCCAUCAGCCAU
Molecule: messenger RNA, 1034 nt
Organism: Myotis myotis
Lineage: Eukaryota; Metazoa; Chordata; Mammalia; Chiroptera; Vespertilionidae
Gene: NGB
Product: neuroglobin
Exons: 4
Coding region: 237-692 (151 amino acids)
Molecular function (GO): oxygen binding; heme binding
Source: RefSeq, a predicted model, not a curated record